Molecule: messenger RNA, 699 nt
Organism: Cooperia oncophora
Lineage: Eukaryota; Metazoa; Nematoda; Chromadorea; Rhabditida; Trichostrongylidae
Source: the annotation of a GenBank genome assembly
AUGAAAUGCGGCUUAUAUGAUCUUCAUGGUCUCAUGGAUAUGGUAAUUGGAACGAUACACUCUAUACGAGAUAGUGUUAUUAAUAUAUCGGAGACGUUCAGUACGGAAUCGCCGUCUAUGGCGCAAAAUACGACGAUUAUUCCGACCGUCGAGCUUGUUCUUGGCACCAUCACCUAUUUGGUAAUCAUAAUGAUGACAGUGGUGGGUAACACGUUGGUCGUCGUUGCGGUGUUCAGCUAUAGACCACUCAAAAAAGUUCAAAAUUACUUUCUCGUCUCAUUAGCCGCAUCUGAUCUCGCUGUGGCCAUAUUCGUUAUGCCACUUCACGUGGUGAAGUUUUUGGCAGAUGGUCGAUGGCUACUGGGGAUUCCAAUCUGCCAGCUGUUUACCACAGCCGAUAUCCUCUUAUGUACAUCAUCUAUACUGAACUUAUGCGCUAUAGCUAUCGACAGAUACUGCGCCAUACACGACCCAAUAAACUACGCUCAAAAGCGAACGUUACGUUUUGUGUGCUGUGUGAUUAUUACGGUAUGGGUGCUAUCCGUGAUAAUAUCAGUGCCUCCAUUGAUUGGAUGGAACGAUUGGUCAUCGCAGAAACUUCGAGAUCAUUGCGAACUCUCCUCAGAGAGAUUCCAUCCAGUUUCCAGUUCACAUUUUGAGCAGUCGCCCAUUUAUGCAAUAGUUCAAAAACUGCCAUAA